Molecule: messenger RNA, 2307 nt
Organism: Emiliania huxleyi CCMP1516
Lineage: Eukaryota; Haptophyta; Isochrysidales; Noelaerhabdaceae
Exons: 4
Coding region: 1-2307 (768 amino acids)
Source: RefSeq, a predicted model, not a curated record
AUGCUUGCCGCAGCCUUCGCGACCUCCGCGGCCUCGAGCGUUGCCUCUCAGUGGCCCGUGUCGCGCCGCGGCGUGCUUUUCGCCGCUGUCGCCGCGCCUCUCGCGCCGCUGCGCAGCUCUGCCGCCGUCGACUGCCUUCAGGACUGCCAGUCGAACUGCUUCCGCGUGGCGCCGAAGAGCGGCCGCUACUGUCUCGACUCGUGCGCCGAAUACUGCGACCAGCCCGACCGGAGAGACGGUCUCUCUGGAAGCAUCUCGAACGACGCCGCCGAGGCGCCGCUGCCCUCCGAUGCCUCGCCCCAUCUUCCGCCCUCCCCGCGUCACAUCGUGCCCUUUCAAAAGAACCAAAAAGAGGGGUGCACGACGCCUCUACGCUGGGGCGCCGGCGCAUCGUGCCCUUCCCACCCGCUCAGGCCUCCCGCACUGCCGGAUGCGCUCAACCUGGCCCCAACCCUGCGCCGCGCGAUUGUCGGUGGCGGCACGCCCAACGGCGGGCCGGCGUCGGUCGAGGCGUUUGGCCCGGCGCGAGAAGGGUGGCGGCAGCGGCUCGGCGGCGAGGAAGGCGCGCAUCAUCGUGAAGGAGGCGGCCGGCCGGUAGAGUGGCGCGAGGUGGCCGGCGCCGCGGAUGGAGACGAAGGUGACCUGCCCGUCGUUCCACGCCAUCGAGAAGCCGCCGUGCACCUGUUUACAAACGGGCGGACGGUCCACCCGGCAGACGCGACAGGUCCGCGCCGCUCCGCCGUGCGCGCCUUGCGGCCGCUCGGCUCGAGGCCAAACGGGCGCCACGGCUGCGUGCGCGGCAGGCGGAGUGGCGCCGAGGCCGAGGUGUUGAGCGGCCCGACCGGCGUCCACUGGUCGGCCUCGCCGGCGCUGCAGCUCGACGCGCAGCUGAGCCUCGUGGCGUGCGUCAAGAUCGGCAAGAAGCAUGAUAAGAAGGCCGUACCGGACGAUGCCAUUCUGCCGGGCCUCUGCGCACACCUUAGCACGAAGCGCAUGCUGCUCCUGCUCCAUCACUCGACCCUCCGCUCGGCACAUCCUCUCUUGACAACGCUCGCCUCCUCCACAGUCCAGCGCGUCCUGCAAUUCGCAGCGCUGCCGCUGGCCAAAGACAUGCACGCCACCGUGGAUUCCCUCUGGACUUUGGCCGCAGACGCGUUGCACCCGCAUGACGCGAGUCAGGCAGCCCCUGCGAAGGAGGGCAAUAGGCGACCCUUGUCGUUGGGUGUCCUGUGGUCAAUGUCAAUCCUGUCCGCGCUUCUUGCAGGGCUUGGCGGCGUCUUUCAGCGGUACAUCACAACGCGCGAGCGCUUCGAGAGCGGUUCGCCCUCGAGCGUCGCCAUCCUCGGCUGCGUCGCGACGCUUAACGCCGUGAUCCUGCUCCCGGCAGCGCUGCUGGAGAGCCGACCCUGCAGUGUGGGAGCAGGAGGCCGACCGCGGGCGCGGAUGCUGGCCUUUGUCGUCUACGGUCUGCUGCAGCUUGGCCGCAUGCUCUCGACCCUGCAAUCUGCGACAAUGACCCUCGCAUACAACGUUGAGAUGGUGGGGAUGCUGUCGCCCUUUUGUACCGCAGUCGCGGCGCGGCUGGUGCUCAAGGAAGAAUUUCCGCCGCUGCUCUUCCCAACCCUGCUCCUGACGCUUAGCGGGACUGGCCUGGUCGUGCUUGGGCAGGGUGCCCUCGCUAGUCACGGCGCCUUCACCUCGCUCGACCUCGCCGGGAUGGGCCUGCAGAGCGCUUCUGUGCUGAUGGCCACCGCAGUCAGGCUGAGCCACAGACUGAGCGAGGGGCUGCUCAGUAGCUCCGAGCUCAUGCUCGCGCAGUUCUCGGUGAGCGCGCUGCCGUCGAUGCUCUCUGUUGCUCUGCGGGACCGCAAGUCUCUCCAUGCCAUCCUUGCCCUUUCGCCGGGCGGUGUGGCCAGCUUCUUUGGCCUGGCCUGGGGUGUCUACCUAACUGCCAACUACCUGCAAAUCAUGGUCAACCGCACUCUCGGAACAAUUCGGCACUCGGCCGCCAGCGGUCUGCGCCUAGUCGCCACUUGUCUCGGCUCCGCCAUCCUUCUCCACGAGCUGCCAACGAGCGGGUGCGAGCUCGCUGGCCUCGCGUUGGUGGCACUCGGCGUGGCGCUCUUCUACUCUGCGCAGCUCUAUCUUGCCCACCCGGUCGCCCGGAGGCAUCUCAUCACGGCGUCCACAUACAGCGCUCGGCUGGAUGAGCUUGGCGAGGAGUCGACGACGCGCAAGCUGCAGGCGAUGCCCUCGCGAUGGGACUGCCGCGCUGCAUCUCGCGAUCCCUCGCUCCUGCUAGUUUGA